This is a messenger RNA of Spirodela intermedia, 1767 nucleotides long. Lineage: Eukaryota; Viridiplantae; Streptophyta; Magnoliopsida; Alismatales; Araceae. The record is from the annotation of a GenBank genome assembly.
AUGGUCGUCUCAGAAACGACUACCCACGUCGCGAGAGCUGUCGAGCGCCUCUCCCUCCAGAUUGAACGAUGCAUCGCCGGCCGACGGCUCCUGCGGGGGCGGCUCCUCCACGGCCAUCUCAUCAAGACCUCGCUUGCCGUCAACACCUUCCUCGCCAACCGCCUCGUCGAGAUGUAUGCCAAGUGCGGCCAAAUCGCCGCCGCAGAGACGGCGUUCGCCGAGAUCCCGUCCAAGAACGCCUACUCCUGGAACACCCUUCUCUCUUCCUACUGCACAGCCAGUUGCCUCGAUUGCGCGAAGGCCCUGCUAGACGAAAUGCCUGAACCAAAUAUUGUCAGCUACAACGCCGUCAUCUCGGGGCUCACACACGAGGGGUGUCACCGCGAGGCAUUGGAGGCCUUCCGGAAGAUGCAGAGAGAGGGUAGCUCCAGACUCGCCGUCGACAAGUUCACGGUCGUGGGUGUCGCUGGUGCCUGCGGCGGCGCCGUCGAUCUGCGCUCCCUACAACAGAUUCAUGGCGCCGUGGUGUCCGUGGGGCUGCAGUUGAAUCUGAUAAUGAGCAACGCUAUGAUCGACGCAUACGGCAAGUGUGGGGAGGCAAGCACAGCGUGGGUGCUAUUCCAGAGGAUGGAGACGAGGGACGUUUUCUCCUGGACUUCUAUGGUCGGCGCAUACGUCUCUGCGGGACGGCUUGAAGAGGCUCACCAAUUGUUCGACAGAAUGCCAACGCGGAAUGCGGUCUCCUGGUCGGCACUGAUCACUGGCUACGCUCAGCACGGGCGGGGGGACGCUGCUCUGAAGCUAUUCAUGGCCAUGCUGGAGGGAGGCUUCGCCCCGACGGCCUUCGCACUGGUCUCUGCGUUGAGCGCUUGCACCUGCGCGGCGCUCGUCGGACGAGGGAGACAACUUCAUGGCUACAUAUCCAGGAGAUCUAUCGGAGGAGACCAUUCUGAGAACCUCUUCAUCCAGAACGCUUUGAUCGACAUGUACGCCAAGUGUGGGGACAUGGUUUGUGCGCUGAAACUGUUCGAGAGAAUGCGCAAGCGGGACAUUGUCUCCUGGAACUCCUUGGUGACAGGUUUUGCCCAGAACGGAGAUGGAGACCGGUCACUGGCUCUCUUCCAAGAGAUGAUAAGCUUGGGACUGAAGCCGAAUCAUGUCACCUUCCUCAGCGCUCUCUCUGCCUGCAACCACGCGGGUCUGGUCGCCGAAGCUCGGCAGUUGCUGGCGCUGAUGGGGGAGCACGGGGUGUGUCCUCAACAGGAGCACCACGCCGCCAUGGUGGACCUUCUUGGACGGAGCCGCCGGUUGAAGGAAGCAGCACAGUUGACGAUCUUUGCCGCGCCAGGCGACGGGAAACUAGACGGCGUGGGGUCGUGGGGCGCCAUCCUCGGCGCGUGCCGAGUGCACGGGGAUUUGGAGCUCGCGAGGAGGGCUGCUGAGACCCUUUUUGUCCUUGAGCCAUCCAAUGCCGGGAGGUACGUGAUGCUCUCCAACAUCUAUGCAGCCGCAGGCCAUUGGGAGGAGGCCAGGAAGUUGAGGAAGCUCAUGAAGGAGAAGGGCUUCAAGAAGGAGCCCGCUCGUAGCUGGAUUGAGGUGCAGAGCGUCAGGCACGAUUUUGUCGCAGAGGAUACUUCACACUGCCGAACAGAAGACAUCUAUCGCAUACUCACCUUCCUCGCUGACCACAUGAAGGAACCAGCUUCCUGCGACGAGUUGGUAGGUUCUCGACAACAGGAGGCGACUGCCGUCCUUCAAUGUCGAUAG